CUGACCUCUCUGCGGCUCGGACGCUGUCAGUGAGAAGUCUGGUUAGUGUGGAGAGUUCUACUUCCGGUAAAGGUUUGAGGUUGCGGAGAUGCUGGCUCGAUUUGGCUGGAGGGGGAUCCCACUAGCGGUGCAGGUCUGUGAAAAGACAUCUCCAUUAUCCUAUGCAAGUAAGCAGAGGCUAUUUCCAGGUGUGUCCUCGGGGCUCAACAUAAAGAGAUGCAUUUUUACACCACACGAGGCAGCUCUGCGGUUGACUUUCCCAAACCUAAUCCACAAAGUGGAGAUUCACACCUCUAACUCCCAUCUAAAGAAGAGGAAAGUUCAGGAAGAACCUGAGCCCCGGGAGCUGGAUCUGCUGAGAUAUGACAUGCGAUCUCUUAAAGACGCUCCAAAGCCCGCUCUUUACUUAGGAUUGGGAGGUCUAAUUCCCUUUGUUGCUGCUCCUCUCGUCAUGAACGCAACCGCUUGCUACUACCCAGAGGUGGCCUUUGCGCAGGUGGCAUACGGAGCUUCCAUACUGUCCUUCCUUGGCGGUGUCCGCUGGGGGUUUGCCAUUCCAGAGGGCAGCCCUGCCAAGCCUGAUUGGAAGAACCUCGCCAACAGCACAGUGCCCGCUCUCUUGGCCUGGCUGGCAUUACUCUUCAGGGAAGACCUAUCGGAGUCGACGUUUUUUGUAAUCAUGGGCUUAGGAAUUGCUUUGCAUUACGAUCUCUCUCUGCUCCCAACCUACCCGCCAUGGUUUAAGGCACUGAGAGCUAUUCUAACCUUAGUAGCUAUACUUUCUCUAGUAGGCACUUUAGCAUUUUCAAGUGUAUAUCCUCACAAAUCCUUGAACAUGAAGACAACCUGAACUUUGACCCACACCCUACAUAUACAUUUUUAGAAGCGUUUGUAAAAUAAAACAUAUUUACAAAGUC
Molecule: messenger RNA, 917 nt
Organism: Spea bombifrons (plains spadefoot toad)
Lineage: Eukaryota; Metazoa; Chordata; Amphibia; Anura; Pelobatidae
Gene: TMEM69
Product: transmembrane protein 69
Exons: 3
Coding region: 89-850 (253 amino acids)
Source: RefSeq, a predicted model, not a curated record